Polypterus senegalus (gray bichir) is the source of this 2456-nucleotide messenger RNA. It is a transcript of the gene gxylt1b, whose product is annotated as glucoside xylosyltransferase 1b. Gene Ontology annotation, biological process: protein O-linked glycosylation via N-acetylgalactosamine. Bases 155 to 1498 code for a protein of 447 amino acids. The transcript is spliced from 8 exons. Gene Ontology annotation, molecular function: UDP-xylosyltransferase activity. The record is from RefSeq and is a predicted model, not a curated record. Lineage: Eukaryota; Metazoa; Chordata; Cladistia; Polypteriformes; Polypteridae.
GUGAGGGGUGGGAGGAGGCAGGAAGGUGCUUCUACUCCGGGCUCAGAGAACUUGUGUGGCAGUGAACUGUAGUUUGGUUUGUCCGUCGUAUAUAAACUAGCAAAUGUGAAGGAUAUUUUUAGGACGGGAAAGGAGUUGUGCCGGCAGUCUUGCGAUGCGGCGCUAUAUGCGCGUGCGCUUCGUGUGCUUACUGCUCGGUUUCGGCUCGGUGUUCUAUGUCUUCAUUCAACUAGCCGCUUCACUGGAUUCGCAGAACGGAUGGGUGUCGAAGAAAUCGCAACACAGAAGUACUUUACUGACUGGGGAGAAUGUCGUAGGUAGAGCGGCGGCAAGUAAAGGCCCGGCGAACCAGCAUCGGAACAGCAGGUGUAUGAAUUUGUCAGUGUCUUUCUGGAAUCCCUAUUGGAGGCUGCCCUCUGGUGUUUGUGGAUUGAACUGCUUUUGGGAAUCUGCUUUUAGAUUCAUCAUAAGACGUCCUAACUCAUCAGAUUCUGUGAAAGAGCUAGCUGAAGCAAUGCACCUAGCCGUUGUUGCAUGUGGAGACAGGCUAGAGGAAACAAUGACAAUGAUCAAGUCUGCAGUGAUAUUUAGCAUAAAGUUUCUUGAAUUUCACAUAUUUGCUGAACAUGAACUUCACCUUAAAUUUCAAGAAACACUUAAUACUUGGCCCUUGCAAUAUCAUUCAAAGUUUAAUUACAAAUUAUAUAAUAUAACAUUUCCUAGUGAGAAUGCUGCUGAAUGGAAGAAGCUGUUUAAACCAUGUGCAUCCCAAAGACUUUUUCUACCCAUCAUUCUUAAAGAUGUGGAUUCUUUGCUGUAUGUAGACACAGAUAUUUUGUUCCUACAACCUGUGGAUGAAAUCUGGUCUUUUCUCAAGGAAUUCAAUUCCACCCAGAUUGCUGCAAUGGCACCAGAACAUGAAGAACCUCGCAUAGGGUGGUAUAAUCGUUUUGCAAGGCAUCCAUAUUAUGGUAAAACUGGAAUAAACUCUGGAGUCAUGUUAAUGAACAUGACACGUAUACGUGAAAAAUAUUUUAAGAAUGAUAUGACCACUGCACGACUAAAAUGGGAAGAGAUUCUUAUGCCUUUACUUAAAAAGUAUAAGCUGAAUAUAACUUGGGGAGAUCAAGACUUGUUAAAUAUAAUAUUCCAUUAUAAUCCUGAGAGCCUUUUUAUAUUUCCCUGCCACUGGAAUUAUCGUCCUGAUCAUUGCAUUUAUGGAAGUAAUUGCAAAACAGCAGAAGAAAAAGGGAUUUUCAUUCUUCAUGGAAAUCGUGGGGUAUAUCAUGACGAAAAACAGCCUGCAUUCAGAGCUGUUUAUGAGGCUAUAGUAAAAUACAAAUUUGGAGACGACCCAUUUCAUUUUCUUUUGUACCCUUUGGAAAAUAAUUUGCUGCAAACAACACACACCUAUUGUGGGAGAGUGCAAAACUUGUUUACAAAGCAGCUGCAAAAAAGUAUUCAAAAAAUUCAAGAUACUAUUCCUAGAGUAAGGUGAUAUUUACUUGUUUUCAGGAAUGUCAGUGCUGUCUUGAAAAAAAAAAACCUUCAAACCAAGAUGUAAAAUGAACUAUAGACCUCAACUAAAGUCCUCCUGAAGAUGACCAAGCAGUAAUAAACCAGCAGAUAUGUAAGGAAAAUGUGUAUUUGCUACAUGAAGCUGUGAAUGUAACAAAUGUCAAUUUGUAAACGCACUAAUCUUGCUUUGCUGCUGGAAAACGCUAAUGUUUACAAUAUUUGAGGUCUUAUUCAAAAGCAGCUAGGAGUUGGUAAGUUUUUAAACAGUUGACAAUCUGCACAUUAAUAAUGUAUGUGUGUAAGUGUUUUGACAAUCAUUGUUUGUUUAAAAAUAAAUAGCAAAAAUAACAGGAAGUAGGAAAAAAUACUUCUGCAGUAAUUCAUUUAGAGUAUACAGCAUUAUAGUCAGUUCGUACUGAAGCUUCAUCCAGAUACAGUACAUUCCUUUUUGACAUACAAACAAAAUUGUAAUGGUUUGCAAUGCUGAAAUGGGGAAGGUAAUAUUUAGCACAUUUAUAUUUAGUCUUUUUUCCAGCAAUAUUCAUAUAUGCUUGAAUUGUAUUUUUUGUCACUCUUAAUGUGAAGUUAUUAUUUUAAUUGGAGUAUUUUGUAGGUUUUAAAUACAUUGGAAAUCUGACUUUUAAUUUUUUUUUAUGUCUUGCAACCAGUUAAAAAUAACCCUAACGAGUCUGAUUAACAUUUUCAGUGUUUAUGAUUGUUUGCAGUAAAUUUAACUUGCUGCUAGUUAAACACCAAAUUUCCUAGUAUUGACCAUCUUUCACAGAUUACCAAUUUAGGAGUGUGACCCUGUUAUAUUCUAUAAUAUACAGUGGUACCUUGAGAUACGAGUUGAAUUUGUUCCAUGACCGGGCUCAUAAGUAAAAAUGCUCGUAUCUCAAAUCAGUUUUCCCCAUUGAAAUGAGAUUAAUUCGUGCCAG